Messenger RNA from Micropterus dolomieu (smallmouth bass), 1490 nucleotides. It is a transcript of the gene eva1bb, whose product is annotated as eva-1 homolog Bb (C. elegans). The coding region runs from base 520 to 987 and encodes 155 amino acids. The transcript has 3 exons. The record is from RefSeq and is a predicted model, not a curated record. NCBI's taxonomy places the organism in Eukaryota, Metazoa, Chordata, Actinopteri, Centrarchiformes, Centrarchidae.
GGCUCAAAUCUGCACAGAGGCAGAAUAACUCCAGUAAAGGGUGAUUUCUAGAUAAGUGAGGACUCUACAGUGUGGUUUACCUGCAUUUUGGGGCUUUUAUCUUGGAGUCAGAUGCCAGGGGUUCAUGCAUGUUUCACAAAUCUCUCAGGAAAAGGAAAUACCUCCUUCCUCAACACUAGUCUGGAGCAUUUCUGGCUGGUCCUCCUCCUCUGAAUGAUGACAGGGAGUGGAUCAUAGUAGAGGGCUGCUCCCUCUCUGGCAGUCCAGCAGCAACAUCAGCUCCUCUGUCACGAACACUGAGUGACCAACAACCUCCCACUGCUUCCCAGUCCACAUUAUGGGAUCUAAUCCACGUGUUGGCUGACAGACCAGGUCUGGAUCUAAAUUCUUUGUUUUUCAGUGGAAUCUUUGUGUUCGUCCAGCUGUGUAUCUCCCAUCCAGGACCAAGGCUCAGUCGUUGGUGGAUAGUUCAGCAGUUUAAAAGAAAGUCCUGGAGAUGGUAGAUAUUUGAAUCCAAGGAUGGAGCCUGUUAAACGAGACAUGGAGCUGCUCAGUAACAGCAUGGCGACCUAUGCUCACAUCAAAGCCAAUCCAGAGAGCUUCGCCCUCUACUUCAUGAUGGGCGUUUGUUUCGGCCUGCUCAUGGCACUGUGCCUCCUGGUGACCGGCAUCGCCUGCAGGACUCGCCGUCGCAGCAGGCCUCCCCCUUCCCCCGAGAGGAGACAGCUGAAGGAGUCCAGCGAGGAAGAGGAGGAUGAAGAGGAUGAGAGUGUUGCAGAGGAGGCGAGGAUCCCCAAAGUGAGUGAUCGCAGCAGCCACUCCAACGGUACUCUGAGGAGCGUGAACGUGUUCACGUCAGCCGAGGAGCUGGAGAAGGCGCGGCGUCUGGAGGAGAGGGAACGAAUCGUCAGGGAGAUCUGGAGAAAUGGACAACCGGACAUCCUGGUCACAGGGACGGGGACUAUUGGAAGAGUGCAUUACCACUAACAGACACUUUGACUGUUCCCUGAAAACCCACCUUACAGACUGAAAAGGGCUGGACAUACACAGAACAUUGUGUGGUGACCCCAAGUGUUCAAUAUAGAAAUAAGGGACUGCAUUAGGAAGGCUGAACCUUAUGUUCCUUAUGUUCCCAGGGGUUAUUAAUGUUUUCUUUUAACUCCUCUUUUCAUUCAGAAACAAGACUUGUGCUGUGUCUCAAUUCGGAUACUUCCAUUAGUACACUUAGGCUACAUGUAGUACACUGUGUACACUGUGUCCUUAUGCCUACUUGCGUAGGGUAGUGUCUCAAGUCAAACACUGCUGUUGUGCACUUACCUGACUAUUACAGCUUUUGACAGCUUCUUCUUUUAAAUGGCAAAUUGUAACCGGGCUGAUCAUUAUCGCUAACAUCCAACCGCUACUGUCACUUUCCAAAAUGUUUGCUGGCUUGCAUUGACUUCAAUUGAAUUGUAUUAAGAAUGAAUAAAAAUGAACGUACUUUUACAAUC